Zingiber officinale is the source of this 705-nucleotide messenger RNA. RefSeq names its product dirigent protein 2-like. The record is from RefSeq and is a predicted model, not a curated record. The coding region runs from base 1 to 705 and encodes 234 amino acids. NCBI's taxonomy places the organism in Eukaryota, Viridiplantae, Streptophyta, Magnoliopsida, Zingiberales, Zingiberaceae. The transcript is spliced from 2 exons.
AUGGCUACAGAAUUUGAUGAUCUUCUUCGUAAUGCAACCUGGAGCUUAGUCCCUUAUAACUCAUCCAUGAAUAUUGUGGGCUCUAAAUGGGUUUAUCGAAUUAAGUAUCGUGCAGAUGGUUCUAUUGAACGUUACAAAGCUCGCCUUGUUACUAAAGGCUUUAAUCAACAGUCAGCCUCCUCAGUCAUUCCUUCCUUGCUCCUCUUCCUCUUCGUAGCUGCCGCUGCCGCUGCCGCUGCCUCCUCCAACCCCAAUGGCUACAUGCACCUGCGCUUCUACAACCACGAGAGAAUCCUUGGCUCCGGUCCCAGCGCCACUGUCGUCUACGCCGUCCAGCGUCGUGACUCCAACUCUGGGGCUGGCUUCGGUAACGUCAUUGUCUACGACAACCUUCUGCGGUCCGGGGUGGAGACAGACUCGCCCAUCGUCGGCCGAAACCAGGGCAUGGGAGUGGGCUCGAGCUUGGCCGAGAACUCUGGCCUCACCAAUUUCCAGCUAGUGUUCACUGCCGGCAAGUACAACGGCAGCUCCCUCGCCCUGCAGGGGUUGUUCCCGGUCGCCCCGCUCGGGACCGUGUUCGAACGGGCGAUCACCGGAGGCACAGGAAAGUUCCGUUUGGCCAGAGGAUACCUCUUGACCACCGAAGUUUGUGCUACCAACACGACCCUCACUGGACAACUCGACGCUUAUAUCACCUUCCGUUGA